Molecule: messenger RNA, 5906 nt
Organism: Dromiciops gliroides (monito del monte)
Lineage: Eukaryota; Metazoa; Chordata; Mammalia; Microbiotheria; Microbiotheriidae
Gene: BACH1
Product: BTB domain and CNC homolog 1
Exons: 5
Coding region: 267-2513 (748 amino acids)
Biological process (GO): regulation of transcription by RNA polymerase II
Molecular function (GO): DNA-binding transcription factor activity, RNA polymerase II-specific; protein binding; RNA polymerase II cis-regulatory region sequence-specific DNA binding
Source: RefSeq, a predicted model, not a curated record
GAGAAAGAAAGAAGCGAGAGACGAGCAGUCACCUGAUCACUUUCCUUCUGGGGCUCGGUCACUCGCUUGUGUCCGGGCUCUAGCGAUUCUGACGCUCUCAGGAACCACGAUCUUCAGAAUAUCCGCGCCCCCAUUAGUCUGCGGGAAGUGACUCCCCCCUAGCUCGGGCCGUGUAGCUGGCGGAACCUCGCAAAAGCCGCUGGGUUUGAUGAAGACCAGAGAAGUAUGCUUUCCAUUGAACUUCACACCAUCUUUUGUCAUAGAGAAUGUCCCUAACUGAGAAUAGAAUGUUUUUUGCAUAUGAAUCUUCAGUACACAGUAACAAUACUCUUUUGAGCCUCAAUGAUCAAAGGAAAAGAGAUCUUCUUUGUGAUGUCACUGUGCUAGUGGAAGAUCAGCAAUUUCGUGCUCAUCGUUGUGUGCUUGCAGCAUGCAGCAGUUACUUUCUUUCAAGAAUUGUUGGCCAAUCAGAUACGGAUCUUAUCAUUACUCUUCCAGAAGAGGUAACAGUUAAAGGAUUUAAUCCCUUGAUUCAGUUUGCCUAUACAGCUAAGCUUAUUUUAAAUAAAGACAAUGUGGAUGACGUAUACAAAUGUGUUAAAUUUUUAGGCGUGCAUAACAUUGAAGAAUCCUGUUUUCAGUUUCUCAGACUUAAAUUUUUGAACUCCACAGCAGACCAGCAAGAAUACCCAACAAAAAAAUGCUUUACAUCACACUGUCAGAAAGCCAACACUAAACUUUCACUAUUGGAUCAUGGGGAUCUAGAAAUAAAUGAAGUAGAAGAACUUCUAGAAAAUGAACAUGUUCCAACUCCUCACUUUAAACUCCAUACGUGUAAAGAAAAUGUAAAGAUACCACCUCCUCUCCAAGAGAGUGCCAAUCAAACAUAUGAAUCGUGCUUAGAAAAGGAAGGUGUUCUUGGUUUGCCAUCUUUAGGCCCAAAGUACAGGAAAUUCCAAAAAGCUUUUGGAACAGAUAGAGUUCAUAUUGCGGAAUCCAGUGUUAAAGAUAUUCAAACAUCAACGUUUGUUUCUGUUCAGCCAAAUGAAUUAUCUGCAAAUGAAGACAUAGAAACCCCAGAUUGUACAGAUUCACAGAUGACUUUAAAACAUGAAGAUAGUCAAAUAGAAAUGGCUGAUGAGGAAGAAGCAAAGGGGGAAAAAAAUUCAUGUCAGAGUUCUGUGGCAAAAAUAGAGAUGACACAGUUUCCCCCAGAUCCUUCUGUGGCACCCCAUGGACUUUAUUCUCUUUCUCUCUUGCACACAUAUGAACAAUAUGGUGAUUUAAAUCUUACAGGUAUGCAAAAUGCAGCUAUGUUAGCUGAAGACCCUUUGACUGGUACAGAUACAAGAGCAGAUAAAAUAGUCACUGAAAAUCAAGCUCUGCCUUUGAAAUCUGCUUUAGGCCAAAGGGAUGACAGGCCUGCAUCAACAAAUGAUCGAAGCAGUGUGGAAAGGGAAGUAGCAGAGCACCUAGCAAAAGGUUUCUGGAGUGACCUUUGCAAUACAGACACUAAUUGUCAAAUUCAGUUUUCACCUGCCCUAGCAAAAGAUUGUUCAGAACAUGUAUUUUCACAAAAAAGGUCAGAGUGUCCCUGGUUAGGUAUCAGAAUCAGUGAGAGUCCUGAACAGUGUCAAAGAACUUUUACUACACUGAAUUCCGUCAGCUGCCCAUUUAUAAAUACUCUUAAUACUGAAGAAUGUACAAAUAAUUUGGAAAUAGGAAGUGACGAUUUUGUACCAGAACCACAGCAAGAACCUUGCUCGUAUGAAUGUGUGAUUAGCUUGGGAGAUGAUUCUGAAACCGAUACAGAAGGGGACAGUGAAUCUUAUUCAGCCAGAGAACAAGAGUGUGAGGUUAAACUGCCAUUCAAUGCACAAAGAAUCAUUUCACUUUCUCGAAAUGAUUUUCAGUCCAUGCUGAAAAUGCAUAAGUUGACUCCAGAACAGCUGGAUUGUAUACAUGAUAUUCGAAGACGAAGUAAAAAUAGAAUUGCUGCACAGCGUUGUCGAAAAAGAAAACUUGACUGCAUACAGAAUCUUGAGUUAGAAAUUGAAAAGUUGCAAAAGGAGAAGGAGAGUUUACUAAAAGAAAGAGAUCAUAUUUUAUCUACACUGGGUGAAACAAAGCAGAACUUAACUGGACUUUGCCAGCAGGUAUGCAAAGAAGCAGCUUUAAGUCAUGAACAGAUCCAGAUACUUGCAAAGUACUCUGCCUCAGAUUGCCCACUUACAUUAUUAAUUUCUGAAAAAGAAAAAACUACUCCUGACUCUGAACUUGUGCCACCAUCAUGUAUGGAUUUACCUCAUGGGCUUCCAAAUGUUCCAAUGGCCAGAGAACAAAGUUCCCCUUAUCCAUGUGUAAGAGAAACAAAUGAUUCAAUGCAGGAACAACAGCAAGAUUCCUAUCAGAACUCCCCACGAACUUCAUCAUUGCUUAUAGAACAAUGUUGUCAGAGUGGUGGCAUCACAGAUUUCUGUCAGGUGACUGGUAAAUGCACUGCUGAUGAUUAAAGCAAUUUUAUUUCCUUUCUACCAUUUACUUUUGUGAUCAAGUUUUUUGUAUUAACGUGAAACUCUAAUAUAGGUUCCAAACAUUAGUUUCUGCUAAGUUUGCUGUUAAGCAUGUUUCUUUUAAAUUGAUAUUGUCAUCCCCUUCAUUAGAAAAUCAGAAAUAAGUUUUAUUAGAAAGUAUUUUGAUUUGUAUGGAAUAAUUACACCUGAGAAUAUGGCAAACCUUUAAAAAAUCACAUAAGAUAGUAGUUUUAAUUUGUUACCGUUAAUACUGGAAUGGUUUGGAAAAGUCUAGCACCUUUUUUGGGGGGCUGGGGGACUGCUAGUGAUCCUUAAAAAUUUAAAAACAUAAAAAAUCAGAUUUCAAGUCAUCAGUGAAUAUUUAUUACAUGGCUGCUGUGUUUUAAGCACUGUGUUAAGUGCUUGGAGAUGCAAGGAGGGAGAAAGACAGUUCAUGUCCUCAAGAAGUUUACAGUCUACUGGGAAGACAAAAUACAAACAACUAUGUAGAAAUAAGAUAUAUACAGGAUAAAUUUUGGAUUAUCUUAAAGGGAACACACUAAUGUUGAGGGGUGGUGGGAAAAGCUUCUUGCAGAAAGUAGAAUUUUAGCUGACAUUAAUUUAAGGAAGUCAGGAGGAAGAGAUGAAACCAAAGAGAAUUCCAAGAAUGAAAUAGGUAGUGAUAAAAUGGAAGAUAAAAGUAUCUUGUAUGAAGAACAAAAUAGGUAGGAGGCCAGUGUCAUUGAAUCAAAGAGUAUGUGGAGGGAGAAUAAGGUGCAACACUUCUAAAUUUUUAAGUAUUACAUAUUUUUUUAAGAUAUUAAAAAAAAAACCUCCCCCCCUGUUAUCAAUAAAUAGAAGAAUGCCUAUUUUAGGGAAAACUUGGCAAAUAGACUUCCCAAAUUCAAGAAGUUGGAAAAUACAUUCUCAUGAAUUAAGUACAAAAUUCUGUUAAUCAGGGGCACCUAGGUGGUUCAGUGGAUAAAGCACUGGUCCUGGAUUCAGGCAGACCUGAGUUCAAAUCUAGCCUCAGACACUUGACACUUACUAGCUGUGUGACCCUGGGCAAGUCACUUAACUCUCAUUGCCCCACAAAAAACCACCACAAAACAAAAACAGAAACAAAAACAAAAUUCUGUUAAUCAUAUUUCUGCUAAUAUAGAAGAGCUCAAAUAAUCAAGUAAUAUGUUUAAUUUAUUAACAAACAACUUAUGAGUCUUUUGGGGCAUAUUACUUGACGCCACUAUGGAACUACAUUUUAAGGUUUGAGGUUUAAUGUCUUUUCCCCUGAAUUAAAUUAUUAACAAUUUUUCCUUUUCACUGAUAAAGAUAACUAAAAGGGAGAAGGAGAUUUGCAAGAAUUCAUCAGACAUAUGUCAGUCAACAAGCAUUUAUUAAGCAACAUGCUUUUCUGUCAUGUUGGGACAUACUUGUUGAAAAAGCAUUAAUCAGUAAAGCACUAAAAUUUCACUAGUUUGGAAGCUUAAUUAAAUUUUCUGAAUAGGGUUAUAUCCACUUACAUAGUACAACGGCACAGUCACCUUAACUUGAAUGUUUUUGUAAAAUUCUGAAUUUUAAUUUGAUUAUAAAAUAUAAAAUCAUAUAAAAUGAUAUUUAAUUCUUUGGUAAAGGCUUAGUUACUAAGGACAUUUCAUUGAAAAAGUAUCCAAAAUGAGCUGGUCUUUGGAGUGGCUGGUUCCAUGAUUGGAUUUGUCCUAAGUCUUUAGAAUGACUUAUCAUGAAAAAUAUUAGUGUUUUGAGAAAUAAACUCAUAGUGUAUUGAAUGAUCCUAAAAAUACACCUCCCAUAACCUACAUUGGGACCAAUCUUAAUAUUUAGAAAUUUAAGAAAUUUUAAUUUUCUUCCCGUUUUUGAUGUGGGAAAAUUCUCUAGUAUUUUAAUUGCUUAUAAAUUACAGAUGUUGUAACAAGAAAUGAAUUAGGUUUUGGUUUAUUCUCUAUAGACUUGAAGAAACAUUUAAAACAUUUUUAUAAUUGUAAAUCACAUGAAAUAGAUGAAAACAACUGUAUAUAAAUGAUCUAUAGCCAUUUUUAAAUUUCAUUCUUGAUUUUUCAGCUUCACACAGUUGAGUAUAAAUUUUUUUUCUGAUUUGCAAAAUGUCAACUCUUGUAUAAGCCAAUGGCUAGAAUCUUUGAUUCCCUACCUCAUUAUACACAUAAAUGUUUUUCAUAUCAGCAUGUGUAUAUGCAAAAAUGUCAAAUAAUCUGCUCUUACUACUGCUGUAAGUAUUGGUAGGUUAUUCAGUAUUUUAUGACAAAGCUUCAUUGUCUCUAGAGUUUAAAAAUAAUUUUCACAGCACUGGGUUUUAAAUCUACAUAGUCAAAUAUGUAACUAAACUAGCCUGUGGAAUCCUUUUCUAAAGUUUGGCCAAUAAUUAAAAUGUUUAUUUCUUGAUACUGAAUAUUAUUCCUUAUAACCAGCAUGUAAUACAAAUAACUACACUACCUCAUAUGCAAGUGAUUGUCAAGUUAUAAAACAUGUUCAGAGAAUAUUUUAAAGAAUUUUAAAACAUUUUUGCUUUUCCCCUUGAUGAGGUGGGGAAGUUUUAUUCUGUAUAUUGCAUAGAUUGUGCACGUGACGGAAUGACAACAUAAUACAAUGGAUACCUUGACCACCAUUUGCAGUUCUUCAGUUUGCUAUGGAUACAUUCUUUGUACAUGAUAUGCAGAACCAUUUGUUUCAUCCUUCUGUACUUUGUUUAAUGUUUCAUGUCUUAUGUAAUUUUCUGAAAACAAUUACAUUUAACACAGUCUUAAUUGUAUUAUGUUAUUUUUUAGACUUUAAAAAAUAAUUUUAAUACUAAUGGCAAAUUAUGUGCUACUCAGAAUUAAUGUGAAUAUCAUAUCUGUGCUAAAUAUUUUUCUUAUUUUUGAAAAUAUCUGUUGAAGAUUAAUGUUUAAUCAUCUACAUUUUAGUAAUUAGAAAAUAUAUUUAAUGCAGUAAGAAUAAAGAUUGCAUGUAGAUUCUGAGUCAUCAAUUUGAAAGAAAACAUGGCAAUAUUAUAAAUUCUCAGGUGAACAUUUUUUUAGUCACGAAACAUGUAUUUUGAAUUUCUAAGUGUUUUAAGUGUUAAUGCAUGUAGUAAACCACAUUUUGAAACUUUUGGGGCAAAAUGUAAACUUAGCCAUAAAAAUUAAAAAUGGCAGACUGAUUGUAAAAUCUAAAAUAACAUCUUUGUAUCUUUUUUCAUCUUUCUAAUAUAAAAUCAUUAUUCUUCCUAAUAAGGCAAGAUCUUAUUAAAAGUAUAAUUCUGUAAUACUUCAGUUAUACCUCUUUUAUCUUGCUGUUUUUUAACCUGUUGUUGGUUAAAAAUAGCCAAAUCCAAGACAUUAGUUUCUUUGCUCCUUGGUAAUAAAUUUGCUGUUGAAUAAA